Messenger RNA from Nomascus leucogenys (northern white-cheeked gibbon), 1980 nucleotides. It is a transcript of the gene ZNF575, whose product is annotated as zinc finger protein 575. Gene Ontology annotation, biological process: regulation of transcription by RNA polymerase II. The transcript has 4 exons. Gene Ontology annotation, molecular function: RNA polymerase II cis-regulatory region sequence-specific DNA binding; DNA-binding transcription factor activity, RNA polymerase II-specific. The record is from RefSeq and is a predicted model, not a curated record. Bases 849 to 1586 code for a protein of 245 amino acids. Lineage: Eukaryota; Metazoa; Chordata; Mammalia; Primates; Hylobatidae.
AGGUGUGCCAAGGCGCUGUGCAAACAAUGUGCCUUUUAUUGGGCACUGGCUCUCUAUGAGCCGGGAGUCCCGCCCCCGACCUCUCUCGAAGAACUGGCCAGACUUUUUGCAAACGCCUUGAAGGGUAGAAUUAGCAGCGAGCUCUUGAAACUGCCUCUGGAAAUGGAACCCAGCAGAAUUCUCGAAAAGAAGAGGACAUUAAAAAGAGGGGUGCAUGCACUUAUUUCCAAGCGCAGUUUGUCCAUGUUAGUCUUGCACGUGCUUGACUCCAGUCAGCCACCGUAGGCCCCGCCACCGGCUGUGCACUUUCUGUCGAUACGGUAGCUUCGCGCUUGCUCACGAACUUGCCUGCCUGGCUGGCGCACCCAGUUCCUCCUUCCAUUCCUCCUUCCCGCUCCGCAGCCUCUGCCAGCCGGCACUGCGCAUGCUUUCUGACGCCCCCUUUGGUCCAGCGUGGGAGGAGGGGAUGGAAAUAAGGUUGGGCCGAGCAGCUCGCGCGCCCUCCCUUCCCUGCCCUCCCCCGACGCCGGACGCGCGCCGGGCGGUGCAGCUCCGUUGGUCCGAGGGCAGUGCAGCAGCAGCGGCAGCGGCUGCGGCCGUGGCCGCGGCGGGAGGAGCCCGAAGCCCCGCCCCCGGGGAGGGGCCGUCCUGCAGGUCCCCCCUCUAUCCUCCACGGCCCCAUCCAAGCCAGGGAUGAAAUUUAACGGCAAGAAGGACGCAGUUGACGCGGCGUCAAUGAACUGAGACUAAGUCAAAAGCCGGGCCCUGCAACCCUAUCCCCAUCAGCCUGGUAAUCACCGGCGUCACCCCCGCCCCGCGCCCUGCCCCUAGGUUCCUGUGCCAGCAAGAUGCUGGAGCGAGGCGCGGAGUCCGCCACCGGGGCCACCGAUCCUAGUCCCACUGGCAAGGAACCGGUGACCAAAGAAGCUCCCCACCAGGGCCCACCGCAGAAGCCCAGCCAGUCAGCUCCAGGGCCCACCGCGUCCGCGGGCUCGCCUCCCCGGCCUCGCCGGCGGCCCCCGCCCCAGCGCCCGCACCGCUGCCCCGACUGUGACAAGGCCUUCUCGUACCCGUCCAAGCUGGCCACGCACCGCUUAGCACACGGAGGCGCCCGACCCCACCCAUGCCCAGACUGCCCCAAGGCCUUCUCCUACCCCUCCAAGCUGGCAGCCCACCGCCUCACGCACAGCGGCGCCCGCCCGCACCCGUGCCCACACUGCCCAAAGGCCUUUGGCCACCGAUCCAAGCUGGCGGCUCACCUCUGGACCCACGCACCCACCCGCCCCUACCCGUGCCCCGACUGCUCCAAGUCCUUCUGCUACCCUUCCAAGCUGGCGGCCCACCGCCACACGCACCACGCCACCGACGCCCGCCCCUAUCCUUGCCCGCAUUGCCCCAAGGCUUUCUCAUUUCCCUCCAAGCUGGCCGCCCAUCGCCUAUGUCACGACCCCCCAACUGCGCCAGGCAGCCAGGCGACUGCCCGGCACCGAUGCUCCAGCUGCAGCCAGGCCUUUGGCCAGAGACACUUACUGCUCCUUCAUCAACGCAGCCACCACCAGGUGGAGCACAAGGGGGAGAGAGACUGAGCCCUCUCUUGGUUCACUGUCCCCCUCUGCCGCCAGCCCUCGCCAGUAAGAGGUGGGAUUUCUAAGACCGACUGUAUGAGCAGAUAGCUGGCAGAGGGCAGGGCAAGGGAUUGGCCAUUUAUACUGGGCUCGAGCUCAGAAGCCCGAGGAACUCUUUGCUCCCCUGCUUUGGGGAGAUCUCAAACCAUGGACGUGGAGCUGUGGUUUGACAGCGCUGCCUCUGCUUCUCCCCACACACUUACAUGGCAAAGGUAAAAAGUCUGCUACUAUCGUGGAUUGAUGAGGAUUGGGGGCAAACAGGCUCUCUUGUUGUUAAAAGUUUAAAUUGGUGUCUCUACUUUGGCCAUAUGACGGUAUCUAAGAAAUUGAAAAUACAUACAUGCUUGUCUCAACU